UGUGAAUCAUGUCUACUUACGAAAAGAAAGCUUCCAAUCGAAAGGGCAACAAUGCCAAAAAGGGCCAAGCACAUCAAAACACAACUGCCUGGAAAGUCAACAAAAACUCUAAGAAAUCAAGAGAAAUCGCAGCUUUGCCAGUCUAUGGUCUCUGUCAACGCUGUACAGAUGUGAUCAUGUGGCGCAAAAAGUAUAAGAAAUACAAGCCUUUGACAACUGUAAAGAGAUGUACUUGUUGUCAAGAAAAGGCCAUUAAAGAAGCAUAUCAUGUUCUUUGUGAUAACUGUGCUCGUAACAAAGGUGUUUGUGCUAAAUGUUUGGAAUCAAAAGAAAUCCUUGUUACUAAGGAUGAAGUCAAGACAAGUGCUGAUGAACUAAGAGAAGAACAAGAAUUAGAACGCAUGUUGAGUAGAAUGACACUUCGUCAAAGAAGAAGUUAUAUGCGUAAAUUAGAAAGAGGUGAUGAUGUGUCUGGUAUUAUUAACAAGGCCGAGGACAGUGAUUUCGACUUUGAAGAAAGUGAUUUUGACGAUGAGGAAGAGGAAGAGGAAGAGGAAGAGGAAGAGAAAGAAGAGGAAGAAAAGAAAGAGAAGCAUUAAUUUUGUUACUGUAUAGAUAUAAGAAAAAUACCCUCUACUCUUUUCCAUGCACUUGUCAAUUCAUAGACUUAAAAUAAACAACUUUGCAUUUUAUUUUAUGUUUACAAGAG
Messenger RNA from Gilbertella persicaria, 709 nucleotides. RefSeq lists its product as uncharacterized. The coding region runs from base 9 to 599 and encodes 196 amino acids. The transcript is spliced from 3 exons. Lineage: Eukaryota; Fungi; Mucoromycota; Mucoromycetes; Mucorales; Choanephoraceae. The record is from RefSeq and is a predicted model, not a curated record.